Molecule: messenger RNA, 6019 nt
Organism: Hemicordylus capensis (graceful crag lizard)
Lineage: Eukaryota; Metazoa; Chordata; Lepidosauria; Squamata; Cordylidae
Gene: TSHZ1
Product: teashirt zinc finger homeobox 1
Exons: 4
Coding region: 1240-4644 (1134 amino acids)
Biological process (GO): regulation of transcription by RNA polymerase II
Cellular component (GO): nucleus
Molecular function (GO): DNA-binding transcription factor activity, RNA polymerase II-specific; DNA binding
Source: RefSeq, a predicted model, not a curated record
GAGCCGCUGGCUGCUGAAACAGGCCCCGCCCCUUCCGUGCGAAACGUUCACUUCCUCGUAAGGUGGUACAAAUCAACCCAGAGCCGCUAGCAACCGCUAGUGGAAACAACACUUGCAUUUGGGAAAGGUAUCAGAAGAAGCUGCGAUCUUUGGAAGGAAAUAAAAGAGAGAGGGGGAAGCAAGGCAGAAAACUAGUCCUCUCCGAUGGUGCCACUGUUUGAUCUGUGACUCUUUGGAAGGUGGAGGAGGAGUGACUGACAUUUCCCAUCCGGUGUUAUCUGUAUGUAUGGGGGCUUUACUCCUUUUUACUGUUUGCUUUCUUGCUCAGACUAAGUGAUGGGAGGAGAAGGGACGACUGGAUCGACCUCGUUUUCUGCACAAUGAAAAAGCUAUUAUCAGCGCAAUAAAAACCACCAUCUCCAAAAUCCACGAGCUUUUUGAAACAAGCCAGCGAGCGAGAAAGUUGCGCUUUGAGACUCUUUGAUCUUGGAGAAAGGCUUGCGGGUGGGGGGGGGGGGUGGAGGAAGAGAGUCUGAAUUCACCGUCUCAUCGUUGCUGUUUGCUCAAUUCUCCGCCAAGACGAAGAGGCAGAAGAAGUAAUUAAGGAAGGGUGGAGGGAGAAGAAGAAGAAGAGGAGGGGAGGGGAAAAAAAGCCGGAUCAAGUAAACGGAUUUGGGCUGCACGUCGUCGAAGCGAGCCAACCUCUUCAUCUUGUCCAUCUUCUCCCGCUUGCAUCUUCGGCAGAGGGACCGAGGCGAGAGAGCUUUGUUUUGUCUAUUCGAAGUAACUUUUAAAAAAGCCACCGAAAGGAGGGGAGGAGGAAAGCAAGAAGGGUGCGCGAAGGGGGGAUCGGAAGGUCAGGAAUCAACCUUGUAAAUGAAAACAUUGCCUCAGCGAGUUUUUGGAGCGGCGGCGGCGAUUGGCAUCACCGUGCCCAGUCUGGGGGCCGCCGCAUCCCACCACCUGCCCCCCCACCCUUACAGCCUCUACUCCCAGUCAGCGUUGCAAGGAGCUGACCCGGGAGAAGGACGCAGAACCAGCCGCCAGCGCCAAGGAGCGAAUCCGCGCAAACUUUUUGCCCCCCUCCCCUCCUUCCCUUUCCCCUCGGCCCCCUCCUUCGAGGCGGAAUUAGAAGUUGAAGAAGCCGUCCGCUGCCCAGUACUUUCCCCCCUCCGCGCCCCCUCCUUCCUUCCUUCCUUUUUUUUUUAUUAUUAGUGUUGUGUGUGUGUUUGUUUCUGCAUGAAAAGAGUGGGGAUUGGAAGAGUCCUGUGCGGAAACUCUCCAGCGGCGGCAGAGGGAGGAGGAGGAGGAGGGCGGCUGAAGAGACGGCGGCAACACCAGCAUGCCGAGGAGAAAGCAGCAAGCUCCCCGGCGCUCUGCAGAGAGCUGUUCCCACCACUAAGUUUCCGUAUUGAGCAGCACCCAGUACCCACUAAUUUAGAAGCAGCCACCAACAUGGCAUAUGUUCCUGAGGAAGAACUGAAAGCAGCAGAAAUUGAUGAAGACAGUGUGGAGGAUGAUGGUCUACCUCUGGACAUCCAAGAAACUGAGUACAUGUGCAAUGAAGAAUCAGAGAUCAGAGAGGCUCAGAGUUAUCAGAACUCCCCAGUCAGCACAGCAACAAAUCAGGAUGCAGGUUACGGUUCGCCAUUCAGUGAGAACAGUGACCAGCUGGCCCAUUUCAAAAGCACUUCUUCUAAAGAAGAGAGAGAAGAUCACCAGUGCUCGGACAAUGCUUCCUACCCACAGGAUAGUUUGGCACAAAUAAAAGCUGUAUAUGCAAAUUUACUAUCAGAAUCUUGCUGGUCCACUUUAGCUUUGGAUUUAAAAAAAUCAAAGAAUAAUGACAACAGCCAGAAGGAAAAUACCACUAAUAGCAACUCUAGUAUCAACACUUCAAGUACCAGUACAAACACCAGUACUAGUACAAACACCAGUACCAGUACAAGUAUCAGUAGUACUAGUAACAAUAACAGUGGUGGCUCAGGUUAUGACUGGCAUCAGGCGGCAUUGGCCAAAACUUUGCAGCAGACCUCAUCAUAUGGACUUCUCCCUGAACCUAGUCUUUUCAGCACAGUGCAGCUUUAUCGGCAAAACAAUAAACUUUAUGGUUCUGUGUUUACUGGUGCCAGUAAGUUUCGGUGCAAAGACUGCAGUGCUGCAUAUGACACACUGGUGGAACUGACAGUGCACAUGAAUGAAACUGGACAUUACCGGGAUGACAACCAAGAUAAAGAAUCUGAAAAGACCAAACGAUGGUCGAAGCCUAGAAAACGAUCACUUAUGGAAAUGGAAGGCAAAGAGGAUGCCCAGAAAGUGCUAAAGUGUAUGUACUGUGGGCAUUCAUUUGAAUCUUUGCAAGACUUGAGUGUCCAUAUGAUAAAAACAAAGCAUUACCAGAAAGUGCCUCUGAAGGAGCCAGUACCAGCCAUCACCAAACUGGUGCCUUCUACCAAAAAGCGAGCACUUCAGGACUUAGCUUCACCUUGCUCACCUGAGCCCACAGCGAUCACUUCGGAGACCACAAUCAGUGAAGCAGCGAAGGAUCAGAAAACUGCCAAUCCCUAUGUGACUCCAAACAACCGCUAUGGCUAUCAAAAUGGUGCUAGCUAUACCUGGCAGUUUGAGGCCCGUAAAGCCCAGAUACUGAAAUGCAUGGAAUGUGGCAGUUCUCAUGAUACUUUGCAGCAGCUUACUGCUCACAUGAUGGUCACGGGGCAUUUUUUGAAAGUAACUAAUUCUGCCUCCAAAAAAGGAAAACAGCUAGUACUGGAUCCUGUGGUAGAGGAGAAGAUACAGUCUAUACCUUUGCCACCCACCACACACACAAGAUUACCAGCUGCAAAUGUUAAAAAGCAGCCCGAUUCUCCUGCUGGAUCUACAGUCUCUGAGGAAAAGAAGGACCCAGAAAAGGAAAAGGUAAUUGUUAAUGAAACAGACAAAAAAAUUAAAGAAGAGAACGAGGACUCUGCAGAAAAAUUUGAACCUACAGCUGUAUAUCAGUACCUGAGAGAGGAGGAUCUCGAUGAAAGUCCUAAAGGUGGAAUAGACAUAUUGAAAUCCCUGGAAAAUACAGUGACAACAGCUAUAAGCAAGGCUCAGAAUGGAGCACCUUCUUGGGGAGGCUAUCCCAGCAUUCAUGCAGCUUACCAGCUUCCAGGGACUGUUAAACCCAUUCAGCCAGCUGUGCAGAGUGUUCAAAUGCAGCCAUCUUAUGCCAGCAGUGUAAAAUCAUUGUCUUCAGAACACAGUGCACUGAUCCAUUCCCCAGGCAACCUAACACCCCCACCUCACAAAAGCAAUGUCUCUGCAAUGGAGGAGCUAGUAGAGAAGGUCACAGGCAAAAUCAAUAUAAAAAAGGAAGAAAAGCCUGCAGAGAAAGAGAAAUGUUCUCCCAUCAAGCCAUUGUCACCUGCUGCUAAAGAGAACAAAGACUUUCCAAAAUUAGAGGAAACCAACAAGCAGCAGCAGCAGCAGCAGCAAAAAAAGAAUCCUGAAACAGAAGUUCAAAAGGUCAAAAAGGACAGUUCAGCAGAUGCUCAUGCACUUAAUGGUACUGAGCCACCUAAAGCAAAAGUCACAAAUGGCUGUAAUAACUUGGGCAUCAUCACAGAUCAUUCACCUGAGCCAUCAUUCAUUAAUCCACUGAGUGCUUUACAGUCCAUCAUGAAUACACAUCUUGGCAAGGUUUCUAAUCCUAUAAGUCCUUCUUUGGAUCCUUUGGCCAUGUUGUAUAAAAUUAGCAACAGUAUGUUGGACAAACCUAUUUACCCAACAACUCCAGCCAAGCAAGCUGAUGCUAUUGACCGGUACUAUUAUGAGAACAGCGAUCAGCCUAUUGAUUUAACAAAGUCCAAAAACAAACCUCUGGUUUCUAGUGUGACAGAUUCUGUCUCAUCUCCUCUAAGGGAGAGUGCCCUAAUGGAUAUUUCUGACAUGGUAAAAAACCUCACAGGGCGCUUGACUCCAAAGUCUUCAACUCCAUCUUCUGUGUCGGAAAAAUCCGAUGCGGAUGGAAGCAGUUUUGAGGAGGCUCUGGAUGAACUGUCACCGGUACACAAGAGGAAAGGUAGGCAGUCCAACUGGAACCCUCAACAUCUUCUAAUCCUUCAAGCCCAGUUUGCUUCAAGUUUGAGGGAGACUCCUGAAGGCAAAUAUAUUAUGUCGGACCUAGGCCCACAGGAGCGGGUACAUAUCUCUAAGUUUACUGGUCUUUCUAUGACCACAAUUAGCCACUGGCUGGCCAAUGUGAAGUAUCAAUUAAGGAGGACAGGUGGAACUAAGUUUUUAAAGAAUUUGGAUACAGGGCAUCCUGUUUUCUUUUGCAAUGAUUGUGCCUCUCAAUUCAGGACUGCUUCUACGUAUAUAAAUCACUUGGAGACACAUUUAGGGUUCAGUUUGAAGGACCUGUCAAAAUUGCCACUAAAUCAGAUUCAAGAACAGCAGAAUGUUUCAAAAGUCCUCACAAAUAAGACUUUAGGAUCACUUGGAAUUGCUGAGGAGGACUUGGGCUCCACAUUCCAGUGUAAGCUCUGUAACCGAACUUUUGCAAGCAAACAUGCAGUAAAACUGCACCUUAGUAAAACACAUGGCAAGUCCCCCGAGGACCAUCUGAUCUAUGUAACUGAGUUAGAAAAACAUUAGCGUCCAGGUAAGCAGCCAGGUAUGCAAGUGACCACAGGAACAUUGCACUAAACUUCUUCAUAGUACUGCACUAGGCCUGACCUGAGCCUCUGAAAUCAGUCUUACUUUUGUUGCUGAACUGCCUAUCUGGACCUUGGUUUUUCUUACAUACAUUUUGUAGUUAUAUUUAUAUGCUCUUUGUCUGAUCUGUGCAUGUUUUUUUUAAAUCUCUCUCUUUUUUUCUUUUCUCUUCUUUUUCUGUGAGUCAAAGUCUGACCUUUAUUUUCAACAUCUGUCCUUGAUGUUAAGCUAUCUUUUGUAGAAUAUAGUGGGAGACGCUAUUGAGAGACGUUAAUUUAGCCGUAAAGAAAGACACAAAGAACAAUAAUAAAAAGACAUCCUAAAAUUACAAAGUUGCCAUGACAAUAAAGGUCACAGAACCCUGUAGUGUCAGUUUUUUAACCCUCUGAGGACUGUAAUAGCAUUUCUGUGCCUUUCCCAAAGAAGGUUUUUUUUUUAAAAGGCAUUUCAUUUUAAUUACUCUGUGUUGCAAACAACACUUAUAUUUCAUAUUUUUAAAAAUGUCAAAAAAGCAUUUUUAAAAAAAAAAAAUUGCAGAUCUGAUUUGUGGAGAAAAGAUGCAUGUAUUUCUUUGAGGAUGAUGAAAAGCUAUCAAGUGCUCAAGGGGUUAGGAAACCACAACCAUGUUUAAGAAAAUAAAAUAACAAACCAAGUUGCCACUAUGCCCAAACCCUCUGGAUGCUGAAAAUUUGCCAUUUAGUUGGCAAACAAAAAGUAUGCAAGUUAUUUAAAAAAAUGUACAAAUGCUAUUUCUUUUUUCCUGUAAAAUAUUGCAGUUUAUAGGUAUUUACAAAUGUAAGCUUUGGUACAAGCUGACCUUUCUAUGGUGUGCUGCAUUGGUACAUGAAAACAAAACAAAAACAAAAAAUGGGGCAAGUGUUGGAUUCAGUUCCUUGUAAAUUGCCAGCAUCAGCUUAGAAAAAAAAAGUACAUGUUACAUAUCGUACCAUUUUAAACUGUUCAACUUCCUUUGUACCUUCUGGCUGUAUGCUUUCUCUUUUAACUUUUUAUAUUGUCAUUUUAUAUUCAAUUUCUGUGUAUAUAAUGUAAAACCACACUUUUUUGAAUAAAAUUUAGUUCCUGCAGCUUGAGUUAAAUAGAGAAAUUUUACUGGCACCUGCAUCUUCCCAGAUGCAUGUACUCAAAGGAACUAUCUGACAAAAUAAAUAAAUAAAAAUAAAGCAAGCAAUGCACUAUGAAUUAUACAUUUUGAUGUUUUAUCAUUAAUAUUGUACAGUACAUUUUUUUUGGUUCACACAAUUAAAUCCACUGUUUUCUCAAGUGUAAAAUAAACCCACAUGCAGUUCUUGAUUUA